This is a messenger RNA of Lytechinus variegatus (green sea urchin), 1157 nucleotides long. RefSeq names its product protein Mpv17-like. The coding region runs from base 205 to 765 and encodes 186 amino acids. Gene Ontology annotation, cellular component: membrane; cytoplasm. Lineage: Eukaryota; Metazoa; Echinodermata; Echinoidea; Temnopleuroida; Toxopneustidae. The record is from RefSeq and is a predicted model, not a curated record. The transcript is spliced from 8 exons.
CAAGUUUUCAGAUCAGAAUAUAAAGAAAUUUCAGCUCGCUCUCGGCACUCACAUUAUUUGUGUAGUGAGAUAUGUUUCCGCCUCAUGAGUGACUUCAAACAGUCCUAAACAGGCACCUUUUUUCCUGUUAUCAGAUUUGCUGAAGCUUGGCAUCCUGGUGUAGUUUUGCUCAAUUUUCUAGACUUAAUAGUCAAUAGGUAUCAGAUGGCGGCAGUAUGGAGAGCAUAUCUAGGAGUACUUCAUAAGUAUCCCUUUCGGACGCAAGCAGUAACAUCAGGUGUCCUAUUUUUCACCUCGGACUGUAUAUCACAGCAGGCAGUUGAAAGGAUAGGAUGGAAAGAUCACGACAAAGCAAGGACUAUGAGGCAAACUCUUUUUGGCUUGUGCUUUGCUGGUCCAGCUUUGUUUGCUUGGUAUAAAACUCUAAACAGACUGUUUCCAGGUUCUGGAAAAUUUACACCAUUAUGGAAGGUGAUAACUGAUCAGACUCUAUUUGGACCAAACUUUCUCAUGAUUUAUUUCUCAACUGUUGCGUUAACAACGGGGAAGAAGCUUGAAGAACUCCCUGCCAUCUUAAAAAGGGAUGUACCAAGCACCUUUAUGAGGGGACUCAUGAUCUGGCCAGCAGUACAACUAGUCAACUUUUAUUAUGUUCCUCUUCUCCACAGAGUUAUGGUUGUCAAUGUGGUUUCAAUGAUGUGGAAUACCUAUUUAAGCUGGAAAGCGAAUGCCAAGAGAAGUAUAGAAAUGACACCAACCUCUUAAACCAUAGACCUAUCUGCACCUACUCUAAUGCUGCAUGGUGAUGAAAUACAAUAUAAAUGUACUACCAAUGUGUACUGAUAUAUGACAUGAUUCCAAGGUUGAGGAUGGUAAGGAACCUUGACAAAAUCCAGAACCUCGUUUUUCCGGCAGGAAUGCUGCAGGUGGAUUCUCGUUGCAAAUCUUCACUUAUCAUUUUACAUUUCAUGAUAGACAAUAAUAGAACAUGCUGGAAAGCUGCAAUGGAAAGAUGUAUUGAAUUUUAAUUACAUUAUUCCUGCUAAUGAUGCAGCACAGAAUUUCAAUUAAAGUGAUUGAUUAACAUUGGUUUGACUUAAAAAAAAACUGAGCUAGAAGGUCACACUUGUCACCUGUGUCUGUGAUAUGUUACAAAA